Messenger RNA from Spirodela intermedia, 1648 nucleotides. The record is from the annotation of a GenBank genome assembly. Lineage: Eukaryota; Viridiplantae; Streptophyta; Magnoliopsida; Alismatales; Araceae.
AUGGCAGUGAGUUUUGUGGCGGGGGAGGUAUCAGACCUCUGUAUCGGGAAGCCGGCGCUGGGGUGGGUGCCGCCGUCGGCGACAGUGCGGGAGGCGCUGCUGUUCCUGAAGAGAUGCGGUGAGAACCAUCUGACGGUGUGGAGGGAGAGGUACACGGCGACUGCAACGCCGGCCGACGGUGCCGCCGGGGCCGCCAGCAGGUGUCUCGGCAAGGUCUGCGUCGUGGACAUUAUCUGCUACCUCUGCGCUGAAGAGAAUCUGACGGCUCCUUCCGCCGCCCUUGAGUCGCCUGUUUCCGUCCUCCUCCGGAAGGACUCCGGGGCCCUGAUUAGGAACGUGGAGCGCCAUUGCAGGUUGGCGUUUGCGCUUGUUGUCGUUAGGUUUCGUCUAUUUUGAUCUGUUCUCUUCGAGUUGAAAUAAUAUUGAUCCAUCUGAAACAUCAUCACCACCAUCAUCAUCAUCUUCUUCUCCUCCUACUAGCUAUUUCCAGCAUUUGUCUUUAUCACGACGGCGUAUUUUCCCCUCUAAUUCCAUGCUUCACGACAUUCCUCUGCAAGUGUUUUUUCCCCUUCUCAUCUGACGACAUCUUCCGCAUUUCACCGGAUUAUUUGGAAUCGAUUCAGUUGUCUCGCAGAGCCUGUCGUCCUCAUCUUUGUAUGAUUGUUCUAUCGAAGUUUACAGUGGAUUCUAGAUUCCCUUGCUGUUCUUCGUUGCUCUUCUCUUAGCCUCUCGGGCGCAUUUCUGGCAUUUUUUUUUCUUUGGGAGAUCUCUUACGCCAUUAUUCGAAAAUGGCAUGGCAUUCUGAUAAUAACAUCCUCUCACGGAUCUCUGCAGCGUGUUGGAAGCGCUGGAUGUGAUCUUGGGCGGGGCGCAGAACCUGAUGGUCCCCCUGCGAGGCCCCGGUGCCGGCCGGAGCAAGGUACAGAAGAACGCUCUUGGCUUCUGCUGGAUCACGCAGGAGGACUUCGUCAGAUUCUUCCUCAACUCCAUCGGCGCCUUCUCCCCAAUCCCUGCCUUCUCCAUCGAGUCGCUGGGGAUCAUCCAAUCCGACGUCCUGGUCGUCGAAUACCACAAACCGGCGCUCUCCGCGAUGCCGCUGAUCAAGCAGGCCCUGGCCUCCCAGACGGCUGUGGCCGUCGUCACCGACGACGGCAAGCUCAUCGGCGAGAUCUCGCCGACAACCCUCGCCAACUGCGACGAGACCGUAGCGACGGCGAUCGCCACGCUCUCGGCAGGCGAUCUAAUGGCUUACAUUGACUCCGGCGGCCCCGCCGGGCCCCCGGAGGAGGCCAUCAGGGCCGUGAAGGCGAGGCUGGCGGAGAGAGGCAUGGUGGGGAUGCUGGAGCUGAUGGAAGAGGUGCCCACAUCUGACGCCUCCUCCUCCUCGUCCUCAGACGAGGAGUCGCCUCCUCCGGCCAGAUACGGCAGAUCAGGGAGCUACUCGGCGCGGAUGGGAAGGCGAUCGGAGGACGCCAUCGUGUGCCACCCCUGGAGCUCCCUGGUGGCGGUGAUGAUCCAGGCUCUCGCUCACCGCGUGACCUACGUCUGGGUGGUGGGAGAAGACUACCAGCUCGCCGGCGUUGUGACCUUCGCCGGCAUCCUGACCGUCUUCCGCGACGAGCUGCAGCCCUCAGAGCAGCGGCAGUAA